AUGACCCUUCAAGCAGUUGUUGCCACGUCUAACAGCUCUCUAAUCCAGCCAGGGUUUUCCGUGUUUCGGUUUGGUCGCCAUGUCUAUUUCUUUGGUCAGAAAGGUUGGCCGAAGAGGGCGUGCCCAACAGGCGUGUUCCUGGUGGACUUGAAAAAAAAUGAGAUGAAAUUAAGACCUACUGCGUUCACCAAGGAAUCUUGCUACCUCCCUCCGCUGAGGCACCCAGCUGUGACCAGCUUCCCUGAGAGCCCAGGAGGCGAAGUCAGUCAAUAUCUUAUCCAUGGUGGAAAGACGCCAAACAAUGAACUGUCUCAAAAACUAUACGUCAUGUCUUUUGUUCCGUCGGCCAACAAGAAAUCAUUACUGUGCUGUUUAGAAAAAGAUUUGGUUGGUGACAUUCCCGAAGCUCGGUAUGGUCAUUCCAUGAAUGUCGUUUACAGCAGAGGCAAAAGCGCUGUGGUGCUGUUUGGUGGAAGAUCUUACAUACCUUUGAAGCAGAGGAUUACGGAAAAAUGGAACAGUGUCACUGACUGCCAGCCGUUCGUUUACCUGAUUGACCUUCAGUUUGGCUGUUCUACCGCGUACACCAUCAAAGAGAUACAAGAUGGGCUUUCUUUUCAUGUUUCAGUAUCAAGAAAUGAUACAGUCUACAUAAUAGGUGGUCAUACACUUGAAAGUAACAUGAGGUCUCCAAACAUCUACAAGAUUAAAGUAGACCUCCCGCUUGGAAGUCCAGCAAUAACUUGCACAGUUUUAGAAGGUCGCGUCCCUGUCUCGAGUGCUAUCGUGACUCAUACUUGCCCAGAUGAAUUCCUGAUUGUUGGUGGAUAUGAGUCUGACAGCCAGAAGAGAAUGGCCUGUAACAAGGUCUCCAUAAGUAAUGACACCAUAGACAUCCAAGAAAUGGAGACACCAGACUGGACAGGAGAUGUUAAGCAAAGCAAGACUUGGUUUGGUGCCGAUAUGGGACAUGGAGUUGUUCUCCUUGGAAUUCCAGGAGACAACAAGAAUCACAGCUCAGACAGUAACUUCUUCUUUUACAUACUGAACCAUGGUAGUGAGGAACAUUUGAUGCAGUCGUGUAGCCAAGGGUCAUUGGAAGAGCAAGAAGACUCCAUGCCACUGGAAGACUCAGAAGAGUUCAACUUCUAUGGGGAUGACACCUACAACGAAGAUGACGAAGAGGACGAGUCGGAGGCGGGUUACUGGAUCACAUGUUGUGUUGGCUGUGAUCUGAAUGUGAACACCUGGGUCCCGUAUUAUUCCACAGAACUCAACAAACCAGCCAUGAUCUACUGCUCCAGUGAUCAAGGACACUGGGUCCAUGCCCAGUGUAUGGAUCUCUCAGAAAGCAUGCUUGUCCAUCUGUCUGAAAACAACGUCAAAUAUUUCUGCAGUUACCAUUCUAAAUUGGAAAGAGGUCUGCAAACACCCAAAAAGAUGGUCCCUGUCUAUAAGCCUUCAAUGAAGAAAGUAGGUCGAAAAGCAUCUAUCAACAGAAUGUCAACGGUGAAAAAAUCUUUCCUCAGACGCUUGUUUGACUAA
Nanorana parkeri is the source of this 1545-nucleotide messenger RNA. It is a transcript of the gene RAG2, whose product is annotated as recombination activating 2. Gene Ontology annotation, biological process: V(D)J recombination. Lineage: Eukaryota; Metazoa; Chordata; Amphibia; Anura; Dicroglossidae. The record is from RefSeq and is a predicted model, not a curated record. Gene Ontology annotation, molecular function: sequence-specific DNA binding; protein binding. Gene Ontology annotation, cellular component: DNA recombinase complex; nucleus. The transcript has a single exon. The coding region runs from base 1 to 1545 and encodes 514 amino acids.